This is a messenger RNA of Blepharisma stoltei, 1593 nucleotides long. The record is from the annotation of a GenBank genome assembly. Lineage: Eukaryota; Ciliophora; Heterotrichea; Heterotrichida; Blepharismidae.
AUGCAUAAGAGCCAAAUCGUUAGACCGAAACCAGACUGUCAAAGCGAAAUCCACUCAGAACGAGCCUGCAAAAAAUUUAUUUCGCUAUGUGUUAAAAUUGUUGAAGCAAGAAUCAAUAUAAAUGUAGCUACAUUAGGUUCUAUGAAGUUAUAUUGCAAAAUUAAUAGUGAUCAAAUUACUAGCUGUUUUAAAUAUAUCUUUUCCCUAUUACUUAAUAAUUAUUUACCUCUUUUGAAAUUCAGCUGAAUAAUAGAAAAAGGCAUAAUCCUAUAUUUUUUAUAUUUUUUUUAUUUUUUUUAAAAAAAUACCCAUCAAAUUGAAUGAAAAACUCACAGCCUUUCUGGCUCAAACCCAAAAUGAAAUGCCACUUAUGAAUUUCGAAUAAAAGAGUCAAGUUCUUUAAAAGUCGUAGUGCACCACAAGGAAAUGAUUUUUGGAGAAAAAGAAGUUGGGAGUUGUGAUAUUAACGUAAAAGAAGUUUCUCAAGGCCGCUUUUCUAACUGAUGGAGUCUCCAAAAUCUCAAAGGAGACACAAUCGGGUCAAUCAUGCUUAAGUUUGAAGGAGAAAUUGACAGAAGAUACACCGAUAGCUCUAUGUUCGGAGUUGUUAGUACCCACUCGACUAAUAAUUCUGUUGACAUUAAAGAAGAAUUUUCAAAGAAAAACGACUUCAAUAAAUUGUCAAAUAAAUCGCUGAGGAAUGAUACUAAACUUAAACUGCCUAGAUCAGACCAAAGACGUAGCGAAACUGAAGAAAGAGAAAGAGAAGACUCGCUUGAAAUUUCUGACUCGAGACGUAAACUUGACCAAGAAACCCGAAUAAAAAUAAAGGAAGAAAAAGUAAAAGAGUGCUUGUAUAGGAUCAAUAAACAAGCCCAAAAUUUAGUAAACGAAAAAAAUGAAAUUCAAAUUUUAAAACAAAAUUUAUCGAAAAGGGAAGAUUUUUUGGCACAAGAGAAAUUGAGGGUUAGUAAGGAGAGAAACUAUAUAAAUGAAGAAAGGAAAAAAUUAGAAGCUUUUAAGGAGCAACUAAAUGUAAAUUACGCACAGCUGAAGCAAGAUAAGUAUAAAGCUCAAGCGCAUAUGAAAUUGUUGGAGGCUACCAAAAAUAGACUGAAUAAAACGUCGUUGCAAAUAACAAAACAUAGAAAUAAAUUAAAUGUCUUAGAAAUGAAGCGAAAAGAAAGCUUUAAUACAUAUUUUAUAGGUUAAAUGUGAUUCAAAAUGCAGGAAUAAAUCUCUAUUUUAUAUAGGUUAUGAGCUGUAUAAAAAAUGGCGAGAACCUAUAAAAGAAUACUUGACUCUCAUAAAGAAAAUUUAGACCUAAAAAUGAAAAAAGAAGACUUUGAGACAAAGCAGUAUCAGAUACAAAGAAAUGGAAAUUCAAAAAUAUUAGGAGAUUUAACUAUCAGAUUAGAACCAUGCUGUGAGCCAGAAAUUGAUAAUAAUGUCUCAAGGAGCGUUAUUUCUUUGAGCGAAUGUGUAAGACCGAUAGAGCAUGAAGAAGACUCUCCUUUAUCUUUUGAUGGAGGCUCAGACGAAGACGUAAAUCUCAUUGAUGACAAUACAAUUGACCAAAUAAACUCAAAUUAA